Messenger RNA from Cicer arietinum (chickpea), 1975 nucleotides. Its product is annotated as probable pectinesterase/pectinesterase inhibitor 47. Lineage: Eukaryota; Viridiplantae; Streptophyta; Magnoliopsida; Fabales; Fabaceae. The record is from RefSeq and is a predicted model, not a curated record. Gene Ontology annotation, molecular function: enzyme inhibitor activity; pectinesterase activity. Gene Ontology annotation, biological process: cell wall modification.
UCUUAACCCCCAUUUUAAUUCAUUCUCCUUAUAAUGUCGACCCCAUCAAUAUCCCUCAUUCCCUUUCUCUCCCUAUUCUUCCUUUUACCCUUAUUUCUCUUAGCUCAAUGUCAAACACCUUCACCUUCACCUUCGCCCUUACCUUCACCUCCUCCUCCUACUUCUACUUCUUCAUCCAAAGCAUGCAAAUUAACAUUAUAUCCAAAACUGUGUCGUUCUAUACUCUCCUCAAUUCGUUCAUCUCCCUCCGAUCCCUACAACUUAGGCAAAUUCUCAAUAAAACAAAGCCUCAAACAAGCCAAAAAACUAUCCAAAGUAUUCAAAGACUUCCUCAAAAAUCAUCACCAUUCAUCUUCUCUAAAUCACGACGAGAUCGCGGCGCUAGAAGAUUGUAGUGAGUUAAACCAACUUAAUGUAGAUUAUUUGGAGUUAGUCCGAGAUGAGCUUAAAUCAGCUGAUUCAUCAUCUUUCAAUAACACAAAUGAGUUUGUGGAAAAAAUUGAAACUUAUCUUAGUGCUGUGGCUACUAAUCAUUAUACUUGUUAUGAUGGAUUGGUAGUGACUAAAAGCAACAUUGCUAAUGUACUUGCUGUACCUUUGAGUAAUGUCACGAAACUAUAUAGUAUUUCACUUGGGUUAGCCAUGCAGGCCUUGAACAAAAAUAUUAAGAAACAUAAGACUCGUAAACAUGGUCUUCCUACUAAGGCUUACAAGGUCAGACAACCACUUGAAAAACUUAUUAAGCUUCUUCGCACAAAAUACAGUUGCAAUAACUCAUCGAAGUGUUCUAGAAACGAAAGGAUUCUUAAAGAAAGUGAAAACAAAGGAAUUCUACUGAAAGAAUAUGUUAUUGUGAGCCUUGAUGGAACAGAGAACUUCACUUCUAUUGGUGAAGCUAUUGACGCUGCACCUGAAAAUUUAAAGUCAGCGGAUGGAUAUUUUCUUAUAUAUGCAAAACAAGGAUUAUAUGAAGAAUAUGUAACCAUUCCAAAAAAUAAGAAAAAUAUCUUGCUUAUUGGUGAUGGUAUUAACAAGACUUGCAUCACAGGAAAUCAUAGUGUCAUAGAUGGUUGGACAACUUUUAAUUCUUCAACUUUUGCUGUAUCUGGAGAAAGAUUUAUAGGAGUAGAUAUAACAUUCAGAAACACAGCAGGUCCAGAAAAGCAUCAAGCAGUAGCAGUUCGAAACAACGCAGAUCUCUCCAUAUUCUACCGAUGCAGUUUCGAAGGAUACCAAGACACACUUUAUGUUCACUCAUUAAGACAAUUCUACAGAGAAUGUGAUAUCUACGGCACAGUCGAUUUCAUCUUCGGUAAUGCCGCAGUAGUCCUUCAAACAUGCAACAUUUUUGCAAGAAAACCAAUGCCUAAUCAAAAAAAUGCGGUAACAGCGCAAGGUAGAACUGAUCCGAAUCAGAACACAGGAAUCUCAAUACAGAAUUGUAGGAUUGAUGCUGCAUUUGAUUUGGCUCAAGAUUUGAAUUUGACUAAGAAUUAUUUAGGAAGGCCAUGGAAAGUUUAUUCAAGGACUGUUUAUAUGCAAUCUUAUAUUGGUGAUUUAAUUUAUCCUGCUGGAUGGUUAGAGUGGAAUGGAACAGUUGGGUUAGAUACACUUUUUUAUGGUGAAUUUGAUAAUUUUGGACCUGGUGCUAUUACUAAUAAUAGGGUACAAUGGCAUGGUUAUAAUUUGUUGACUGCUGUUCAAGCUUUGAAUUUCACUGUCCUUAAUUUUACUUUGGGGGGUACUUGGCUUCCUGAUACUGAUAUACCUUAUACUGCAGGUUUACAUUAGAUUAUUCAAUUUUUGUUGAUGUAAUAAAUUUGAUUCAUUAUUUCAUAGAUCUAAUCUAAGUGUUUCAUUUUUAAGACUGUUGAAAGGGGGUGAUGGAUGGUUGUCUCAUCAAUAUGUUUUGGAUGAAAUUAAAAUUUUAUUUCUGAAAAUAAAUUUAUCAUGGAUCUAUAUGUUCUCCUUUUAA